AUGGAGAUAAGCAAGUGUUAUGAUAGGCUAGUGAAGGAGUUCCAAGUCAAUUUGUCUGAUGAUGUUGGCAAUCCUGCCAGUCCUGAAUUUAGAAAAGUCUAUGUGAGGGGUCAGUGUGUGAAUUUCUCUCCUGCAAUCAUAAAUAAAGCACUCGAGAGGAGUGUGGUUGAAUUUGUUGAAGAAGAACUCUCUCUGGACACCAUUGCUGAAGAAUUGACUGGAGAAAAGGUGACGAAAUGGCCUGCCAAGAAGCUUCUCUCUACUGGAUAUUUGACUAUGAAGUAUGCAAUUUUGAAUAGGAUUGGAGUGGUGAAUUGGAUUCCCUCUAAUCAUACCUCUGCCGUCUCUGCUAUGCUGGCCAAGUUGAUCUACCGUAUAGGAACUGAGAUUCAUUUUGAUUUUGGCUCUUUUGUAUUUACUCAAACCCUGAAGCAUGCUGAGACUUGUGCAGUGAAGCUUCCUGUCUCUUUUCCUUCACUUCUGACUGCUAUCAUACUGAAACAACAUCCUCAUAUUCAUGGUGUGAAUGAUUCAGCUUCUGGAACAAAGAGUGUUCUUUCUGAAUUGAAAGAUAUUUCUAAGGAGUUGCAAGAAACCAUCAGGGUUGCUGCUGCAAGAAAGCUUAAGGUGGAUGCGUUGAUUCAAAGUCUCAAGGAGGAAGCUGGUCAAGAAGGUGAGCCUGCAGCUGCUGCUGAGAAGGAAGGAUCUGCAGACAAUGUGUAA
Messenger RNA from Lotus japonicus, 723 nucleotides. RefSeq lists its product as uncharacterized. Bases 1 to 723 code for a protein of 240 amino acids. The record is from RefSeq and is a predicted model, not a curated record. NCBI's taxonomy places the organism in Eukaryota, Viridiplantae, Streptophyta, Magnoliopsida, Fabales, Fabaceae. The transcript has 2 exons.